CAUAAUGCUGCGCUGCGAUUGAGCGAUUCAUCGGUCUGUUGUUUCUGUUUCAGGUCUGGUCACAGUGAGUGUGAAUCCACUCACAAAACAAUUCCCAAUAAAUACUGUGAAUAUUCCUGUCAUCUUUGAAUUGAAGAAGUGUUUCCAGAAGUGCAGGACAAACUUCCAAGUGUCGAUAAUUUCUGACAUACUAUUGUAAAGAUGGAUUUUAUUAAAGAGGAGAGAGAGGACAUGGGUUAUCCAGAACCAUACAGAGUGAAAAAUGAAGAAACUGAGGAACAAAUAGGGCUGAUGGAAGUGAAAGUGGAAAGUCAAGAACUGAAUGAAUUGGAAGAGAAACAUUGGUAUCAGGAUUCUCAUUCACUCACAAAAAUGAAAAAAUCAUUUAGUUGUUCACAGACUGAAAAUAAUUCCUCACAACAAACAACUCAACAGACAGAAGCCACACAUUCUUUCACCUGCCCUCAGUGUGGAAAACAUUUCACACGUAGAACAACUCUAAAGGAACACAUAAGAAUACACAUUGGAGAGAAGCCUAUCAUAUGCCUUCAGUGUGGAAAGAGUUUCUCACGGAAAGAAAACCUUAAUAGGCACAUGAGAAUUCACUCUGGAGAGAAGCCUUACACAUGUCCUCAGUGUGGAAAGAGUUUCUUACGGAAAGAGAACCUUAAUAGUCACAUGAGAGUUCACACUGGAGAGAGGCCUUUCUCAUGCAAUCUGUGUGAACAGAGAUUCAAAUAUAAUCAUCAAUGUCAUCUUCACUUUCAGCACACUGGAGGAGCAAAGUCAUUAAACUGUGAUCAGUGUGAUAAAAGUUUCAUCUUUGAAUCAGACCUUAAAAUUCACAAGAACCCCCAUUUGUGUUCUUUUUGUGGAGAGAGUUUUUCAUGCCCGCACCAUUUCAAAGAGCACCAGAAAAUUCAUAGUAUGAAAGCUCAUGUGUGCCUUGAGUGUGGCGAUGCCUUUGCAGGAGCCGGUAACUUGAAGGCAUCCUCAAAUGAGCCUCCAGCAGUCUCCACAUCUGUGGUGGAUGUCAAGGUUGCUUGUCCCGUUUGCUUUAAUUGGUACCCAAAAGACUAUGUGGAACUACAUGCAAGCAGUUGUGGUGAAAGGUUUGUGACAAAUUUAAUAUAAAUUUAAAUAUAUUUAGAACAACUGCUAUCAGAGCAUUUCUGCAGCCUUUUGGGAGAAUUUGAACAAGAGCUUGACUGGUAGGACAAAGACAGGAAAAAGACGACGGAGGAGAAACCUUGUAGAAGGUAAAAUUCAAGAUAUCCAUUGGCAUCUGUCUGACCUGUGAGAUUUCUUACAAAGGUUAAUAUUGCAUUUUGCAAAUGUUUGCCUUUUCUAUUUUGUCUUGUAGCUUAUCCAACAUAAUCACACAGCUUGCUGACAGGGUGGAUAGCACAUCGUCAUUCAAUAUCAGUGUAACAAGAGGAGAAUUGUUUGAGAGGUCCAGUGGAAGCAGCAAAAAAAAUUCUUCUCAAAAUAAUGAUCUUUGCAUUCAUUUCCUAGGAGAGUAUGGGAUUGACAAUGGAGCUCUCCGGAAAGAAUUUCUAACUGAAAUGCUGAAAGGAAUUGAGGCUCAGCUCUUUGAGGGAGGAGACAGUGGAAAAAACCCAAAGUACUCCAUUACUGACUAUCAGAAAGAUAACUUCAAGACUUGUGGGGAGAUCUUCGCAGACAGUGUAGCACAAGAGGGCCCCCCCAACAAAUGUUUUGAAAAAAUGGUGCUAUGACUACAUCUGCACAGGAGCAAUAAACAAGGAUGAAAUAUCCAAAGACAAUGUCACCGAUCCAGAGCUCAUAGAGCUUAUUGAAAAGAUUGAUUCCUCAGACACAGAUGCUAUGGUAAACCUGUCUGACAGGACUUUAACAAGCGGGUAUACUGGGGCCAUUGGCCCUGAGUGGAAGAAGGACAUUAUUGACUAUGUAAUUGAACUUUUAUGCAGUUGUUGAAAUUUGCAGUUCUUCACUUCUGUUCUUUCUUUUAUAUAUAUAUAUAUACUAUAUAUAUAUAUAUAUAUAUAUAUAGUGCGAUCAUUCUACACUCAGCAGUGAGGAUAAUUCCAAUGUUGCAGCAGGUCUGUGAUGGACUGAAGUGGUAUGGUUUCCUGGACAUACUGGCACAACACAGUGAGACCUGCCUGCAGCUCUUUGUACCUGGACACUUGGAAAAAUGUUUUAAAAUGUACAACCAUUGUAUAAGAUAUAGUCUUUUGAUGUAUCACUUGUUAAUAAAAUACAAGUUUCUCUCCUGAACUCUUUAGGUUGAUGCAGAAUUCCUAGAGCUUGCCCUGGCUCCCAUAUUCAGCAUGGAAGGAUCACUCCGCCGCAACAGAGAGUGGCGCAUCAUUAACUUUUUACAGGAUUUUAUACAAAAGUUGGAGGAUGGAGGUGCAUGGAGUAACAUUUCCUAACAUAGAAAGUAGUUUCUCAUUUCAAUUACUUAAAGUACUGUUGAAUUUUAUUUAUUUUUUUACAAUCUUGAUUAGAAGAACUUACCACUGCAGAGAAAGAGGAGGGCGUGGGAAACAUCAGUUAAAAUUCCAUCACUGUAAGCAGCUUCUUGCAGUGGCUCACGGGACAAGCACACAUCCCACUAAUUGCUUCACAAAGAGAGAGCUUUAAAAUCCCCAUUGAGAUUGACCAUGAUUGUGAUGUGCGUUAUGGUCAUCACAGCACAUGUCGUAAAUGCUUGUGCUGUCUGCAUUACUUUCCCAACGAAACACCUUCAAAACACUUUCUUGAGUAUGCUUGCUUAGUUUUCAAAGAAAUGUGUUUUACCCAACCAAUAAUUGUAUAUAAUAUAACAGUAAAUAAUCUGCUGCUAUACUUUGUUUGGGGAGACUUAUAACACAAACUCUCCAGGCCAUGUGUUGGAGAAUAAUUACUAAAUGAUGAAAAUCCGACUCUUAUAUAAUUUUAUUUUUUUAAUUAAAAGAUUAAAAAACGUGUCUGAAUAGUUCAUGUGACUUU
Molecule: messenger RNA, 2979 nt
Organism: Xyrauchen texanus (razorback sucker)
Lineage: Eukaryota; Metazoa; Chordata; Actinopteri; Cypriniformes; Catostomidae
Product: gastrula zinc finger protein XlCGF7.1-like
Exons: 8
Coding region: 202-1134 (310 amino acids)
Biological process (GO): regulation of transcription by RNA polymerase II
Cellular component (GO): nucleus
Molecular function (GO): RNA polymerase II transcription regulatory region sequence-specific DNA binding; DNA-binding transcription factor activity, RNA polymerase II-specific
Source: RefSeq, a predicted model, not a curated record